Messenger RNA from Microtus ochrogaster (prairie vole), 2276 nucleotides. RefSeq names its product snail family transcriptional repressor 3 (gene Snai3). Gene Ontology annotation, molecular function: RNA polymerase II cis-regulatory region sequence-specific DNA binding; DNA-binding transcription factor activity, RNA polymerase II-specific. The record is from RefSeq and is a predicted model, not a curated record. Gene Ontology annotation, biological process: regulation of DNA-templated transcription. Lineage: Eukaryota; Metazoa; Chordata; Mammalia; Rodentia; Cricetidae.
AUGCUAAUGAACCUGACCCUUCUCGCACCUGCCGGCCCCGCUGGCCGCGGGCACCGCGCGGACGCUGCAGUCCGUAACCCGCUGCAGGCUCGAGAUCCUGCCGCCUCUAGGGAGGAGACCAUGCCGCGCUCCUUCCUGGUGAAAACGCACUCCAGCCACAGGGUCCCCAACUACGGGCAACUGGAGACACAGAGAGAAUCUAAUGGCUCCUGUUCUGCCUGUGAGGAGCUUGUGGGAUCCUGCCACCCACCAGAUGAGGAGGUCCCUUCCACUCCCAGCGACCCUCUACAGCCCCGGGACAGCACCUCUGCCAUUGCCUGCAUCUCUCUGCCUCUUCUGCCACAUCAUGGGGAAGCUCUGGGAGCCUCUGGGCCAGAACCCCAGGAAACCAGCUGGGUGGGCCCUCGGGCUGGCCAGGCCCCCAGUGUUCCCCUCAAGGACAGCUUCACUCUGCCCUCAUUGUUGGUGCUGCCCACACGAUGGCCCCCAGUCCUGGGCCCAGAUGGAGCUCUGGAUAAACAGCUAGGGGUGGAGGGAACCCCUCAAGCCCCAGGCUGUUUUGAGUGCAUCCACUGCCACAGGCCCUAUCAUACGCUGGCAGGCCUGGCCAGGCACCAGCAGCUGCACUGCCCCCUGCCGGCUGGGCCCUCCUUUACCUGCAGGUACUGCGACAAGGAGUAUGCCAGCCUGGGUGCCCUCAAGAUGCACAUCCGCACCCACACGCUGCCCUGCAUCUGCAAGGUGUGCGGCAAGGCCUUCUCCAGACCCUGGCUACUCCAGGGCCACAUCCGCACUCAUACAGGUGAGAAGCCAUAUACUUGUCCGCAUUGCAGCAGGGCCUUUGCUGACCGCUCCAACCUGCGGGCUCAUCUGCAGACUCAUGCUGGCACCAAGAAGUACCGCUGUCCUAUCUGCUCCAAGGCCUUCUCCCGCAUGUCUCUCUUGGCAAGGCAUGAGGAAGCUGGCUGCUGUCCUGGCCCCUAGAGGCACAGCAGGGUGGAGGGACCAAGCCUGACAAUAUUCUCAGUGGUUCUAUAUCGUCCAGGACAAUCGGGGAAGGCAGGGGCCGAGCCCACUCUUGCCUGUGUCCAGCCAGAGCCAAUAAGCCCAGUGGAGCCUUUGGGUGUCUUUCUCCAAGGUCUGCAUUCAGAGUAGAAUCACCACAAGACUCACCAAAACAAGAACCAACAGUUCAGUUUUCAGCUUGGCCUGUCUGCUGGACCUAUUCCAAAAAGGAGAGACUAUUGGGAAGCGGCUAACCCUGGACAAAGCCUACCACAACACCAGUGAGCCUGCUCACCUGGGUCCCUUUGUGUGCAACUUGAAAUGACCAUUUUUACUUGAGGAGAGCACAAUGUGUGUAUAACCUUGGGAAGCACAGCUACCUCUCAGCCAUCCUCACUUGCCUUUGCCCUGGGGUUAGAGACACAUUUUCUCCUGCCCGUUAUGUGCACACACACCCUAGCUCUUCCCCCUAAAAUGAGGCAGGGCCAGGCAGGAUUGGGCUGAAGCCAGGUCCUGUGCCUCAUCUCCAUCUUCCUGCUUGGAGCCGGCCUCAUGGCUGCCUAAUGUCUCAGGAGAGCAGCCAUGGGGUAAUAAAGAGGCCUGCGCACUCAGGCCUCCUGUCUUGAGCCUUGAGGUCUUGAGUCUUUACCAAUCUCCUGGAUCUAUGGAGAGGCAGAAUUCUUCAGGAGCAAUGGGAUUCCAGAUAACCUGGGCCUUUCUGAGCACAGAGCAGGCAGGAGACUGAGGGUAUUUUUGCUAGGGCAUUUCAGAGCCCUUUGAGCCUGGAGCCUUCCCUGGAACCUGAGAGAGAAUCUGCAUGAAGUGGUUUGGCCUGAAGAAAUGAAGAUGAGGGUACAAUUAACACCAGGAUUAAGGACCCAUGGAGGACACUUGGAUGGGACCAAGGUGGAGAACUGGUAGAGUUGCUAUGUGCUGCUGAGUAGCAUCCUGAGCCAGGACAGGGAAGGACUUGCUUCUCCCAGUGGAUCUGGUUGACUCUAGUUGGCAUUUGGACAGAGAAAGGAGACCCACAGUGAAUUCUUGACACGUUUGAGGUAAGAGGCUAUUGGUCACUCCACUUCAGGCCCAGGACAAGGAACAUGAGUCAGCAUCCUUUGUUCAGGCCCAGUAGAAAGAGUUUCCCAGCUUCCGAGCUUCCAGGAGCCUGCUAGAAAGCUCGUGGGUCAUGCAGGUAUCUUAGCCUCUGGUUUUGCAGAUGCUUCACGUCAGAUUUGGUAGUGAGCAUCUGGCUGUGGUUUGCUGGUGUGAGG